Molecule: messenger RNA, 2148 nt
Organism: Didymella exigua CBS 183.55
Lineage: Eukaryota; Fungi; Ascomycota; Dothideomycetes; Pleosporales; Didymellaceae
Exons: 3
Coding region: 1-2148 (715 amino acids)
Biological process (GO): positive regulation of transcription by RNA polymerase II
Molecular function (GO): metal ion binding; transcription cis-regulatory region binding
Source: RefSeq, a predicted model, not a curated record
AUGUCUCUGAACCCGCCCUCGGCCGCCUCGUCCUCGAAAGCCUCCGCGCCCGCUGCGCCACAGUCGCCUGCCCAGAGCCAGGCGGGCUCUGCGACCGUCAACUUCUUCGGCCAGCAGCGGGGCAGUCUUCCGUUCAAGAACUCGCCGACGCCGAGGAACAACCAGCCGGCGAAGAAGCAGAACAAGGGCUCCAAGAAGUUCCGGCAGUCAGAUGAGGAUACCAUUGCCGAGUCGCUCGCCAUGCGUCCGUACGGCAACCGGAAGGGGCAGACGUCCAUAACCCAUCUUAUGAACUUCAACCUCCCGCCUCGUCCCCAGAAUCACCACCACUACGAUCGUCACGGGCAUGGAAGGAGCAACAGACGCACUCCUGCCUGGGGCGUUGGCUCCGGCUACCAUGCUUCUGACAAAUCGAGAUACGUGCACGCGAACUACCGCUUCAUUGUCGAUCCGCGUGGUGACUAUCGCGCUCAGGGCGUCGACGCCGACGUCCAUCUGGACUGGAACAGCGUCCUUCAGAUCUUGGCUUCGUCCGUCUCCCAAGACGCGUCAUGUCCCAUUUGUCUCGGAACUCCGGUAGCUCCGAGGAUGGCCAGAUGCGGUCACAUCUUCUGUCUGCCUUGCCUCAUCCGCUACAUGCACUCUGAAGACGAGGGGCAACAGCCUGUGAAGAGGGCCCGCUCGAAGAAGUGUCCGCUGUGCUUCGAUACCAUCUACGCGACCGAGACGAGACCCGUGCGUUGGUACGUUGGACAAGAGGGAGAGCCGCCGCGGGAGGGCGGCGAUGUCGUGCUUCGCCUGGUAAUGCGCACGGCUGGAAGUACGCUGGCCAUGCCCCGCGAUGGUGCAGAGGUCCUGGGCAAAGACGAAGACAUUCCCUGGUACUUUGCUGCAGAGGUCAUGGACUAUGCGCGCGUUCUACGUGGUGGGGAGGACUACAUGCUAGAACAGUUCGAGAAGGAGACGGUCGAGUUGCGCCAGCAAGCACAAGAGGACGAGGUCAUGUUUGGUGAAGACAACAUCCAGUGGGCGAAGAGGGCGAUUCGCAGCAUCGAAGAGUCGAAAGAGAAGAUCAGGGGCAUUGGGAACCCGCCAGACUCUGCUCUAAAGCCAGCAGAGCCAAAGCCGAAGCGAGCACCCAUCGUCUUCCGCGAGGAUGCGCCGGAAUUCUUCCCGUCCGGUCAGGAUGGAGAAGCCGUGACAACCCCCAGCGAAUCAAGUCACCAACGCAAGAUGUCCAUGUCCUCGCAGACCUCACGCUCAAGCGUGCCGGCGACGCUCGCCGAGAUUCGCAAUCGCCAGCAUCAUGACCAGAGCCGCACGCCGUCUGAGUACUUUUUUUACCAGGCGCUGAUGCACUACUACCUAUCGCCGCUCGACAUUCGCAUCCUCAAAGCUGCCUUUGAGAACUUUGCGGCGUUCCCUGCCACUAUCCUUCCGCGUGUCGAGCGCGUUUCUACCGGGCACGUUGUAGACGACGAGCUCAGAAAACGCACAAAGUACCUUGCGCAUCUACCAUACGGCUGCGAGGUCGCCUUUCUGGAAUGCGACUGGACGGAUACCGUUGCGCCUGAGGUUUUGGAACGAUUCCAGUCUGACAUCGAGAGGAGAAGGAAGAAGCACCAGGACAAGGAGGGCCGCGAAGAAAAGGCGAGGCUACGCGCAGAGAAAGCAGAGUAUGCCGAGUUCAACUCGGCUAGGAGAAAACGACCCAGCAUCUCUGAGCGAUUCUCGGCAGCCGACUUCCUGCCGUUGGCGUCCGCCAGCAAUCCGGACGGCCAGACAAUCACAGACGGCGAAGAUGCAUCGACAUCACCACCCUGGCCAGCCCGACGCGGCGAAGGAUUCGCUUCCUUGGCUUCACCGUCUACGAGCCCUUCUGCUCCACGCACCGUCUGGGGCACUACGGCUAUUGCAGGUGCAUCGCCAGUGCUGGCGCCGUUGGAUCACGAUGUGGACGAUGGCUGGCUGCAGGACUGGGAGAAGGAACUGAUGCAAGAGGAGGAGAUGAUAGCACAGGCGCAAGCCAUGUCGCUGGACGAGGAGGCAAAGUCGACCGCAGCAGCAGCGAACAAGCCCGCAGGUGGAAAGGGCAAGAAAAAGAAGAAAAUCACACUCAUGGCCACAAACGUGCGAAGAGGAGCGUAA